AUGGCCCCUCAUGAUGCAACCCCUCAGUGCCCGGGACCAUGUGUGGCCCCUCACGAUGCAACCCCCUCAGUGCCCGGGACCAUGUAUGGCUCCUCACGAUGCAACCCCUCAGUGCCCGGGACCAUGUAUGGCUCCUCACGAUGCAACCCCCUCAGUGCCCGGGACCUUGAAUGGCCUCUCACGAUGCAACCCCGUCAGUGCCCGGGACCAUGUAUGGCUCCUCACGAUGCAACCCCUCAGUGCCCGGGACCAUGUUUGGCCCCUCACGAUGCAACCCCUCAGUGCCCGGGACCAUGUAUGGCCCCUCACGAUGCAACCCCCUCAGUGCCCGGGACCAUGAUUGCCCCUUCACGAUGCAAUCCCCUCAGUGCCCGGGACCAUGUGUGGCCCCUCACGAUGCAACCCCUUUGCUGCCUGGAACCAUGUGUGGCCCCUCACGAUGCAACCCCCUCAGUGCCCGGGACCAUGUGUGGCCCCUCACGAUGCAACCCCCUUAGUGCCCGGGACCAUGUAUGGCCCCUCACGAUGCAACCCCCUCAGUGCCCGGGACCAUGUAUGGCUCCUCACGAUGCAACCCCCUCAGUGCCCGGGACCUUGUAUGGCCCCUCACGAUGCAACCCCCUCAAUGCCCGGGACCAUGUAUGGCCCCUCACGAUGCAACCCCUCAGUGCCCGGCACCAUGUAUGGCCUCUCACGAUGCAACCCCUCAAUGUCCGAGACCAUGUAUGGCUCCUCACGAUGCAACCCCUCAGUGCCCGGGACCAUGUAUGGCCCCUCAUGAUGCAACCCCUCAGUGCCCGGGACCAUGUAUGGCCCCUCAUGAUGCAACCCCUCAGCGUCCGGGACCAUGUAUGGCCCCUCACGAUGCAAUCCCCUCAGUGCCCGGGACCAUGUGUGGCCCCUCCCUAUGUAACCCCUCAGUGCCCGGGACCAUGUAUGGCCCCUCACGAUGCAAACCCCUUGCUGCCCGGGACCAUGUGUGGCCCCUCACGAUGCAACCCCCUCAGUGCCCGUGACCAUGUAUGGCUCCUCACGAUGCAACCCCCUCAGUGCCCGGGACCAUGUAUGGCCCCUCACGAUGCAACCCCCUCAGUGCCCGGGACCUUGUAUGGCCCCUCACGAUGCAACCCCCUCAGUGCCCGGGACCAUGUAUGGCCCCUCACGAUGCAACCCCUCAGUGCCCGGGACCAUGUAUGGCCUCUCACGAUGCAACCCCUCAAUGUCCGAGACCAUUUAUGGCUCCUCACGAUGCAACCACUUGCUGCCCGGGACCAUGUGUGGCGCCUCACCAUGCAACCCCCUCAGUGCCCGGGACCAUGUAUGGCCCCUCACGAUGCAACCCCUCAGUGCCCGGGACCAUGUAUGGCUCCUCACGAUGCAAACCCCUCAGUGCUCGGGUCUAUGAAUGAUCCCGACAAAAAUAAUGACAACUGUUUCUGUGUGCAUUUGCAUUUGAGUUAA
Messenger RNA from Haliotis rufescens (red abalone), 1461 nucleotides. Its product is annotated as proline-rich protein 36-like. NCBI's taxonomy places the organism in Eukaryota, Metazoa, Mollusca, Gastropoda, Lepetellida, Haliotidae. The record is from RefSeq and is a predicted model, not a curated record. The transcript has a single exon. The coding region runs from base 1 to 1461 and encodes 486 amino acids.